Molecule: messenger RNA, 2277 nt
Organism: Molossus molossus (Pallas's mastiff bat)
Lineage: Eukaryota; Metazoa; Chordata; Mammalia; Chiroptera; Molossidae
Product: protein ZBED8-like
Source: RefSeq, a predicted model, not a curated record
CCCAUGACAAUGGAUCGUGUAGAGAAGAACAUUAAGAAAAGAAAAUAUAGAGGACUUUUACAGUAUGGUUUUACUUCAAUAAUUACAGCAGGGAUUGAGAAACCGCAGUGUGUUAUUUAUUGUGAAGUUCUAUCAGCUGAAUCUAUGAAGCCGAACAAACUAAAACGCCAUUUUGAUAGCAAACAUCUGAGCUUUGCCGGCAAGGACACCAACUAUUUUAGAAGCAAAGCUGAGGGACUCAAGAGAGCCAGACUUGACACUGGUGGCAAGUACCACAAACAAAACAUAGCAGCCAUUGAAGCUUCCUGUUUGGUGGCACUCAGAAUCGCCAGAGCUAUGAAACCUCACACCAUUGCUGAGGAUUUACUGUUGCUAGCAGCCAAAGACAUUGUCUGAAUUAUGAUUGGAGACAAAUUUGUUACGAAAUUGAGUGCAAUUUCCUUAUCUAAUGACACUGUCCACAGAAGAAUAGAUGACUUGUCUGCUAAUAUUCUUGAUCAGGUAACCCAGGAAAUUAAAUCUGCUCCACUUCUAAUAUUUAGUAUCCAGCUUGAUGACCCUACAGAUAUUGCAAACUGUCAGUUACUGGUUUACGUGAGGUAUAUUAAUGAUGGCGACUUUAAAGAUGAGUUUCUUUUUUGCAAACCUCCUGAAAUGACAACUACUGAAUGUGAUGUAUUUGACACAGUUGGUUCAUUUCUGAAAGAGCAUAAGAUCUCUUGGGAAAAGGCUUGUGGUGUUUGCAUAGAUGGUGCUCCAGCUAUGCUAGGAUGUCAAACCGAAUUUCAACAUUUGGUACUGAAUGAGUCACCCAAAGUUGUCAGAACUCACUGUAUGAUUCAUCAGCAAAUAUUAGCAUUGAAGACGCUGCCACAGGAGUUACAAGAAGUAAUGAAAAGCAUCAUAAGUUCUAUCAAUUUUGUAAAGGCAAGCACUUUAAACAAAGUUAAACAUAAUUUUUCACAACUAUGCAACGAGUUGGAUGCGCCGAACAAUGCUUUGCUCUUUCACACUAAAGUGAGAUGGUUAUCGACAGGAAAAGUUUUAAAAUGUGUUUUUGAGCUUCAUGAUGAGCUCAAAAUGUUUUUUAAUCAGAAAACAAGACCACAGCUCAAAGCACUUUUCAGCAAUAAUAGUCAACUGCAGAAAAUAGCUUACUUGUUUGCUAUCUUUGCCAUCUUGAAUGUUAAUUUAUCAUUGCAAAGACCAAAUGCAACAUACCUCGAUUUGUCUGAAAAGAUCCUAUCAUUUCAAAUGAAACUUCAGCUUUGGCAAAAAAAAUUGGAUAAAAAUAAAAUUUACAUGUUACCUACCUUAUCUGCUUUCUUUGAAGAACAUGACACUGAACCAGACAAAAGGAUUACGAUGAUAAUUUCUGUGAAAGAACACUUACAUAUGCUUGUAGACGAAAUUUCAUCGUACUUUCCAAAUCUACCUGACACCCCAUUUGCACUUGCCAGAAGCCCAUUCACAGUCAAAGUUGAAGAUUUUCCUGAGACAGCACAAGAGGAGUUCAUUGAACUUAUUAACAGCGAUGUAGGGAGAAAAGAUUUCUCUGCAAUGCCAGUUAUAAAAUUCUGGUUCAAGUGUUUGCAGUCAUAUCCUGUUCUGUCUGAGACUGUAUUGUGCCUUCUUCUUCUAUUUCCAACAACAUAUCUUUGUGAAACAGGGUUUUCCAGCUUGUUGAUUAUCAAGCCUAAAUGCAGAUGUAGUCUUGCUGUGGAAGAUGAUCUUCGUUGUGCUCUUGCAAAGACUGCCCCGAGAAUUUCUGAUCUGGUGAGAAAGAAGCAAUCUCAACCUUCGUACUGGUGUUGGCUUUUUACACAUCCUGUUGCAAACUGUAGCAAUGAACCAAACUGUUCGUCUGAGCGACACCACUCGGGAUCGGGACACGACUCGGGAUCGGGCGGCGCCGACCUCGGGGACCGGCGGUCCCGCCCAGCGCCCGGGGUUCUGAGCCGGAGCGGGCUCCCUGCGCCCCGCAGCACCGGGGUUCCGACGGUCGGGCAGUGGGGCCGGGGCGCGGCGCUCGGCGGGCCCAGGCGGAUUCAGAUCAUGCAUCUUUGGCGGGAAUAUCAUAGAAGUCAUGCUGUGUUCUUAGUCCACCCUAUCAGAUGGCACGGGAUUUUGAUUUAUCUUAUUAUUGACUUUGAUUAUUUCAUUAUUGUGGCGUCUGCCUGGCUUCUCCACUGUAAAGUUAUUCUUUUCCCCUUUGAAAUGAAGAAGUAUUUUGUGAGCAAGAAAUUUGAAAUUCACAAAUGGUCUUUUCCUCAUUAA